UUUUCAUCUUAUUUUCUAAGCAAUGAUAUUAUAUAUGCAUGAUUUCUUUCCGUUGUAUAUAAAAAAAAAAAAAAAGUACACAUGAUCCGCUGGAGCCGGCAUCAUGUGCAGUUGUGUGUCACCGGUUCUAAUGCUCCAUUAUUAACUCUGUGCUAAUCAAUCGCAAUAUUAAACAUCAAUGAAUGUUUUGUGCACAAAGUCAUUGUCCCCUUAUAAUUAUUCUAUUUCCUGUAAAUGUAAACCCUCCUUUAAUUUAUAUUUGAUUAAUCUUUUCUUUCAAUGUCCAACCCUGCCUGCCACAUGCAGGCCAGUUUGAAGGAAAAGGUAUUAGCUUUAGCUUUGUUGAAAAUAAUAGAAAAUUAAACUAUCUUAAAGGUCAAGUGAUGAGGGUACGACGUUUAAUUAUAUAUAGAUCAACAGCACUGGUAUUUGUGUACAAACUUCUUUUUCAAUAUCAAAAUAUAAGCUUCUUCUGAGUUUUCUCCAAAUUCUUUCAUAAAGAAAAAUGACAAUCAUAGAGAUGAGGGUACAUAUGGAUUGCGCUGGCUGCGAGAGCAAGGUUAAAAAUGCUCUACAGAAACUAAAAGGAGUAGAUGAUGUUGAUGUCGAUAUGGGGUUGCAGAAGGUGACGGUCACCGGAUGGGCUGACCAGAAAAAAGUGCUUAAAACAGUUAGAAAGACAGGAAGAAGGGCAGAGCUAUGGCAAUUACCCUAUAAUCCAGAGCAUCAUAGCUAUGCCACUCACUACUAUGAUCAACACCAGGUUAAUGGUCCCUUGACCUACUAUGCCCCUCAGCCUUCCUCUUCUUACAACUAUUAUAAGCAUGGAUAUGAUAGCAGUGAUCAUAGGCAUUAUCGUCAUCCUGUACAAUCCUCCAUCUUUGGCCACCAGACUGGUGCAGCUUUCAGCGAUGAAAACCCUCACGGUUGUUCAAUUAUGUGAUCUUUAAUUUUAUACUAAAUAUAUUUCAAUAAAAUAAUGUAAAAACACUUCUUUAGUUACUCCUACAUGGGUAUAACUGAAAAUGUGUAAUGCCAAAGAGUUUUCUACGAA
Molecule: messenger RNA, 1054 nt
Organism: Hevea brasiliensis (rubber tree)
Lineage: Eukaryota; Viridiplantae; Streptophyta; Magnoliopsida; Malpighiales; Euphorbiaceae
Product: heavy metal-associated isoprenylated plant protein 28
Exons: 3
Coding region: 506-943 (145 amino acids)
Molecular function (GO): metal ion binding
Source: RefSeq, a predicted model, not a curated record